ACUUUGACAUCGAAAAGGUCCACUUAUGUAGAUAUAAAUUUAGGUUUGGAGGAGAGACCCAAUAGAGAAAUCAUAGAAAGCUUAUAGUUUUUGUGUUAAUUCUAUUAAUUUUAAGGGAAAAGAAAUAAUGUAAAAUAAUACCAAACAUCCACAAAAAAAGGUUUUCAUGUCAUGCCUAAUUUAGCAUGACAAGGCAAGCUGACUAGUCUACUGAAGAUGACUCAGGGUUGCAGAACAGCAUCGAAGCUGAAGCUGGAGCUGGUGUGGGGUUUAGGGUUUUGAGAAGUCCCUAAUGGCCAUGGUUGCCUCCGAAAACGCGAAAUGGUUAAGAGCGUCCAUCGCCUUAGUCAUUGCAGCGGUUUCUGCUUCAGCAGCUGUUUCAGUUCUCAUUUUCAGGAGGAAGUCGAGGGAUUUAACUUCUAAGGUUCGUGAGCUUGAGAUCUCUCUCAAGGCUUCCUUAGAGAAAUGUGCUUCUGAGAGGCAAGGUAGAAUUAGGGCUCAGCAGUCUUUGAGGGAAGCAUUGACACAGGUCUCACAACAUAAUUCUGACAAGUUGGAUAUAGUGUCUUACCCCAUGAUACACAUUGCUGUCGUUCAAUCAUGCUUUACUACAAGAAAUGGGACGCCAAGGCAACCUUUGCUCGUACCUCUUGCUAGGGCAUGUUUAGUAUUUGAUUCAGGCCGGGUUCCUCCAGCAGCCCUUGAAGGUCUUGGAGAAUAUUCUCAUUGUUGGAUUCUUUAUGUUUUCCAUUUAAAUACAGACCUGGAAAAGUUAUGGAAGCAGCCAUCUAAGUCAAAGUUCAAGGCAAAGGUGAGGGUACCAAGACUUAAAGGUUGCAGGAUGGGAGUCUUUGCAACUAGAUCUCCACAUCGACUAUGCCCCAUUGGACUUACAGUUGCCAAAGUGGAGGCAGUGCGAGGACAUAUGGUUCUUCUUUCUGGUGUGGACCUUGUUGAUGGCACACCUGUACUUGAUGUCAAACCUUAUUUACCAUAUUGCGACAGCAUCCCAGGAGCAACAGUGCCUAAGUGGGAGGACAAUUUGUUAUCCGUUGCAUCUAUCAACUUCUCCCAGGAAUUCUUUUCCACUCUUUCCAAUAUCUGGGUGACUGCUGAGAAAAGAUCACUCUAUGCAUCACCAGAUGAGAUCCAGAGCUUGAUCAAGCAGGUACUUUCAUGGGAUAUACGGUCAGUUUCGCAGCGAAAUCGACCUCAUAAUGGCUGUUCAAAGAUUGAAAACUGUUCUGUUGGUGAUACAACUUCAAAUUUAGAAGUAGAUGAAGAUCAAAUUUAUGGCAAUAAGGGUGGGCGAUUUCCUUCUAGUGAUACAACGUAUCAUCUAAUAUUGGAAGGACUUGACAUAUCAUACAGAAUUGAUGUUGAUAGUAACAUUACUGUAGAGAAAGCCUCACUUUCAACUGUAGUCCACAAUGGUAGUCAAAAGACUCAAAACAACUGUAAUUACAUGAUGUGGAGAGAUAGACUUGGUUAAUUUAGUUCUGGUACUUAAACCUUAUGUUUUAAUUAAUUCUUGUGUUAUAAAAUUACAUACUACUGCAUUUUCUGCACCAA
Molecule: messenger RNA, 1572 nt
Organism: Macadamia integrifolia
Lineage: Eukaryota; Viridiplantae; Streptophyta; Magnoliopsida; Proteales; Proteaceae
Product: tRNA (adenine(37)-N6)-methyltransferase
Exons: 9
Coding region: 293-1492 (399 amino acids)
Source: RefSeq, a predicted model, not a curated record